UUGAUUUUGUUUUCUUAUCACCGACUCUCAUCAUUUUAUGACAAAGCUCAGUUUGUUAUCAUAUGAAACUAUACACAUUUUAAAUCAGGCGUUUUAAUACAUCAUGAGAUCUGAGUUUACUAUACCACCUGUGGUAGAUUUUUGUUCUUUGUCGGGUAAAAACGAAGACUCUUGCGAUGUUUUGCAUCUCAAGUCAGUCGGAACUGAAUUGGUAUCUGCUUUGAAGUCUACCGGAUUCCUGUACUUGAAGAACACUGAAGUCAGUCGAGAUGAAGUGGUCGCGCUGAACAGAGUGGCAGGUGACUUUUUUGAUGAGCCGACUGAGUUUAAGAAUCAGUUCGCAAUAGACAGGGCGAAUGGAGUUUUCCAUGGCUACAUGGGACACAAGCUGGAAAACUUGGACCCUACGAACCCCAGUGACCUGAAGGAGGCGUUCAAAAUGUUGCCCCCUUGUGACCUCUGGCCCAACAACCCGAAUGGACUCCAGUUUAAACAACGGACAAUGAACGCAUACAACAAGUUGCACUGCAUCGCUACGAAGAUAAUGAGAGCAUUGGCUGCAGGUCUGGAUCUUGAAACGGAUUUCUUCACCAGGCACCAUCAGCAGAUUGCACAGGGCGACAACCUCUCCUCUCUAAAACUCCUCAACUAUCCAGAGCUGAGAGAAAUACACAUGACAGGACUGAAAGAGGGACAACUUAGGGCUGGGGAACACACCGACUUCGGAACUCUAUCAUUAUUGUUGUCAGAAGACAUAAGUGGACUCCAAAUAAAGAAUAAAGAUGGUGAUUACGUAAGCAUAGCUCAGCCGGAAGAUCCAAGCUACAUUCUGCUAUUUUUGGGCGACCUAUUUCAAAGAUGGACCAACGACUAUCUUUUUGCGGGGAAGCACCGAGUAACAUUCGGCAAAGGUGAGCAAAUGAAUAUACACGAAAGAACAGACGCUACGAAAGACAACGACAAGCGAGUUUGUUCACGAAGACAGUUCAUUGCGUUCUUCGUAGUACCCGACCACUACUCGGUUGUAUGUCCAUAUAUGGAACCAGCGAAAUAUAAGCCUGUAGUAGCUUUAGAAUACAUGCAGCAGAGUAUCACAACUAUUUUCCCAGAAAUAUUGCCACAGAAAUAGAGCUCUGAAAUACACGCUUAUGCUUAUGGCCAUUAAACGCGAAGAUGUAUGUCAAGAUAAUCAAAGACUCGAAUCCAAGAAACAAGAUCGUUGGUAUUUUAACUCAAAAUCAGUUAGUUAUUAUUUAUCUCACUGACCAAUCAUUAGAAUACAGAUUGUUUUUUUAGAUUGUUUUUAGCGAGCAGUAUUGAUUGACAUCAGUUUAGCCUCACUUCUUUCUAUAUAAAUUAUUGUGCUAGGAAGACACGUAAGACUGCUCGCUAAAAACAAUUUGAAAAAAUAGAGCUAUCAUCAUUUUCGCUCUAUCAAAAAAACUAUUUAAAGGAGUGUAAUUUAAUUUCAUGCUGAUCUAAAUAACCGCAAAUAAUCCGACUGCCAUUUGAAAUAUAUUUGAAGGU
Molecule: messenger RNA, 1527 nt
Organism: Symsagittifera roscoffensis
Lineage: Eukaryota; Metazoa; Xenacoelomorpha; Acoela; Convolutidae
Exons: 6
Coding region: 104-1129 (341 amino acids)
Molecular function (GO): 2-oxoglutarate-dependent dioxygenase activity
Source: RefSeq, a predicted model, not a curated record